Aricia agestis (brown argus) is the source of this 942-nucleotide messenger RNA. Its product is annotated as aquaporin-like. The record is from RefSeq and is a predicted model, not a curated record. Gene Ontology annotation, biological process: transmembrane transport. Lineage: Eukaryota; Metazoa; Arthropoda; Insecta; Lepidoptera; Lycaenidae. The transcript is spliced from 4 exons. Gene Ontology annotation, molecular function: water channel activity. Gene Ontology annotation, cellular component: plasma membrane. The coding region runs from base 65 to 850 and encodes 261 amino acids.
UAGCCCGCAGUGCGCGAUCCGCGACGCUCGCACCACUACACGCCGCGGACUCCGAGUCGCACACAUGCCCAACGACGACGCAACUAAGGGGGUGAGCGGGUGGGUGCGGCGCUGGUGGCGCGCGGCGCUCGCCGAGCUCGUAGCGACGGCGCUGCUGGUGUUGCUGGGCGUGGCGGCGCUGCUGCCCAAGGACGGCCGGCCGCCGCCGCUGGCGCACCCCGCGCUCGCAUUCGGCUUCGUCAUCGUCGCCAACGUGGAGGCGUUCGGCGCGGCGUCCGGCGCGCACAUGAACCCCGCCGUGACGCUGGCCGCGCUGCUCGACCGCCGCCUGCCCGCCGCCGCCGCGCCGCUCUACGUGCUGGCGCAGCUGCUGGGCGCAACGCUCGGCUUCGCGGCGCUGAUGGCGCUGGCGCCAGCGGCGUUCGCGGCGGGCGCGGCAGGCGCGGCGGUGGGCGGCACGGCGGCCGGCACGGUGAGCCCGGCGGCGGCAGCGGUGGUGGAGGCGCUGCUGACGGGCGUGCUGGUGCUGCUGUGCUGCGGGCUGUGGGCGGCGCACGACGCCGGCGCGCGCGACCCCGCCGCCCCCGUCAAGCUCGGCCUCACCGUCGCCGGACUCAUCUACGCCGGGGGUGAGAUGACCGGCGCCAGCCUCAACCCGGCGCGCAGCUUCGCGCCCGCGCUGCUGCAGCACUUCAACUCAGACCACUGGGUAUACUGGGUGGGUCCGCUGGGCGGGUCGGCGCUGGCGACGCUGCUGCACCGGUACGCGCUGCGCCCUCCCGCCCCCCGCGCCCCAGCCGACGCGCGCCUGACCGAGGCGCUGCCGCUGCAGGACAAGGCCGAGCCGUGAGCGCGCCCGCUCGCCGCUCGGUUCAACUCGAGCCUCGCUUACCUCUCGUCUAUGUUUCAUCGUUUUGUAAUAUACAUUUUUACGUAAUUUAA